UUAUAAUGUGGUCACCAAUCACCAUUAUAUAAAUUCAAGAAAAUGUCGCAAAGGGAAGGGAAAUCUACAUAUAAUGGCCUUGAUAAAUCGCGGAAAAUCUCAUCAUCCCGUUCUUCAGUCGAUCAUCAGGGGUGAUCAAUCACCUUAUGUGACGUAGAAGCUGGUAAGACCUUUAAAGUACCACAAGUCUUUGCGUGAAAACUUGUCCCGGGCCCCUUGCCACUAGAAACACCCCUACGUGAUUAUAUUACAAAUACAAUGUCAAAUCUUUCUAUACUUCUCGUAGCGCUUCACUGUGCGGUUUACAUUUAUUCUCAAAUCAGUGUCGUGGAUUCAAGACCGCCAGACUACCAACCGUCCAGACCGUUCACUGACCACGCGACAGAAGCGACAAGAGCUGUGACAGAAUAUAAAGAAAAUCUUCAAAGACAACUCGUGCCCAUUCUGAGGAGAAAGUUCAACCGUCUUCCAGGAGUAUGCAGACGUCUGAAGAGGAGGAGGAUAACAGUUCUGUGUAACACAGCAAAGUUCUGUUCUGAUAUGACAUAUCUUCAGCAUGGCCACAUCUGCUCCUGUCCAAAAGGAUCAAAGUGCACUCAUUUCUUUUUAUGGAGUUUGUGACCUCUCUUUUUUUUCUUUCAUCAAACAAUACAUUAUAUUCCAUCAUAACAGAAUCACAAAACAACAAACAAACUAGGGCAGACAAUUUAUUUUUCCCAUUUAUUCCUCAGUUCAUUAUCAACAAAGGACAGGAAAUGUCACUAAUCUUUCAUAUAAAGACACCAAUCAACCUUUAACAAAAAGGCAUUAUUCCAUCAAACCAAUCAUAGUGUAAAUUAACUUAUAGGGAACAGUUAGAAAUGUACCUUUGUACCCAAAACCAGGGGAGUAAAGUCUUUCUGAAGAUGAUGGCACAAAAUAUCACUAUCACCUUCAAUAAAUGAGAAGCAGAUGCAUUAUUGAAUUUUGCUGAGAAGUGCUUAAAAAAUGUAAAUAAAAAAAAACAAAUAAAAAGUGUUGAUUUCAA
Molecule: messenger RNA, 1027 nt
Organism: Carassius auratus (goldfish)
Lineage: Eukaryota; Metazoa; Chordata; Actinopteri; Cypriniformes; Cyprinidae
Product: cocaine- and amphetamine-regulated transcript protein
Exons: 3
Coding region: 259-621 (120 amino acids)
Biological process (GO): positive regulation of MAPK cascade; G protein-coupled receptor signaling pathway; adult feeding behavior
Molecular function (GO): neuropeptide hormone activity
Source: RefSeq, a predicted model, not a curated record